Molecule: messenger RNA, 3254 nt
Organism: Rhodotorula graminis WP1
Lineage: Eukaryota; Fungi; Basidiomycota; Microbotryomycetes; Sporidiobolales; Sporidiobolaceae
Exons: 4
Coding region: 1-3081 (1026 amino acids)
Biological process (GO): mitochondrial fusion
Cellular component (GO): mitochondrial outer membrane
Molecular function (GO): GTP binding; GTPase activity
Source: RefSeq, a predicted model, not a curated record
AUGCAGCACCCCGUCCCUCUCGCUGGCUCCGAGCCGCAAGAGUUUCCCUUCGCGGCCCACCCCUCGUCGUCGUCGUCGCCGUACCCUUCGCCGCGCCCGUCUCCCAUCGGCGACCGCCGCCGGUCGAGCAUGCUGGCCACCGCCGCCGCGCCCGCGUCGCCCUCGCCCGUCGUGCGCUUCGGCAUCGACGCAGAGACGGUCCGCAGGCACGAGGCUGAGCAGGUCGGGUACGCCGACAAGCGCCAGGCCCUCGUCGAGAGCCUCGAUGAGACCCAGGGCCUCGUAAAGGGCCUCGCCGCCUUCAACCAGGACAAGUGGACCAUCCACUACCCGCACCAGCUCGGCGUCUCGACCGUCGACGCGCCCGCACCGCACCGCGCCUCGUCGUCGGCCGCGCCGCAGACGCCGCCUCGGUCCGCCGUCAAGGGCGCUCGCCAGGCGCCGCUUCGCCGCAGCGCGUCCCUCUUCCAGGAGGAGGUGCCGGCCGCCGCCGCCGCCGCCCAGACGCAGGCGCAGGACGACGCCACCGCCACCGCCGCGUCGAGCGCGCGCCCGGUGCCGCAGCGCGCCUUCUCGGUCGCCGACACGGCCGCCGCCGCCGCGCUCGCCGCCGCCACGACGACCAAGGACACGACGCCCGUUGCGCCGGCGCACCCGCUGUCGAUCCUGUCGCUCGACCUCAAGAUGGGCCACCCGAGCACGUCCGCGUCGCAGCUGCCGGCCCUCAUCCCCUCCCUGUCGCUCAGCACCCUGUCGCAGCUCCUGUCGCGCCGCCUCACGACCUCGCUCGGCCACCUGUCGCAGCUGCGCGCGCGCGUCAUCGACCCGGCGAGCCGCGUCCUCGUCACGGGCGACCUCAACGCGGGCAAGUCGACGCUCGUCAACGCGCUCCUGCGCCGCGACGUCAUGCCGUGGGACCAGCAGCCGUGCACGACCGUCUUCUGCGAGGUCGUCGACGCGGGCGCCAACGCCGGCGUCGAGGAGCUGCACGCCAUCCGCGACGUCGCCCUGUACGACGCCAAGGACCCGGCCACGUACGACCGGUUCGCGCUCGACGACGUGUACGACGUGCAGGACUCGGGCGACACGUACCAGCUCGUCAAGGCGUUCGUGCACGACGCGCGUGCGCCCGUUGUCGACGACGCGCCCGAGCACGACGACGAGUCGGUCGAGCGCGAGCAGGCCCUCAACCCGUCGCUCCUCAAGAACGGCCUCGUCGACAUCUCGCUCAUCGACGCGCCGGGCCUCAACCGCGACACGCUGUCGACGACGGCCCUGUUUGCGCGCCAGUCCGAGAUCGACGUCAUCGUCUUUGUCGUCAGCGCCGAGAACCACUUUACGCUCUCGGCCAAGGAGUUCCUGUGGAACGCGUCGCGCGAAAAGGCCUACGUCUUCAUCGUCGUCAACAAGUGGGGCGGCAUCCGCGACAAGGCGCGGUGCAUGCGCGUCGUCGGCGAGCAGAUCAAGCAGCUGUCGCCCGCCACGUGGGACAACCGCGCCGAGCUCGUCCACUUUGUCGACGCGGCCGACCAUGUCGACGCCGACGAGCCCGCGCCGAGCCCGCGCAAGUCGGCGCACCGUGGCGCUGCCGCCGCCGCCGCCGCCGCCGCCGAGGACGACGACGAGCCGUCGGCGUUCGACCACCUCGAGCAGUCGCUGCGGUCGUUCGUCCUCCUCAAGCGCACCAAGUCCAAGCUCGCGCCGGCCAAGCACUACCUGCUCAACCUCCUCGCCGACCUGUCGACGCUCGCGUCGUCCAACGUCGUCGCCGCCAACGCCGAGCUGCGCACCGCCCUCGCCGAGCUCGAGCGCAUCCGGCCCGUCCACGAGCGCCUGAGUGCACAGCGCGACGAGGUCGAGGAGGGCGUCGACCGCGUCGAGGAGGGCGUCGUUGCCAAGGUGCAGGGCGCCGCGUGGGCCAGGCUCGAGCGCGCGCUCGGGUUCGUCGCCGAGGGCAAGGUCGUCCCGCCGCUCGAGGUGGCACCCGCUUCGGCCGACGCCGACGCCGACGCCGCCUCGCCUGCGACCGCAACCGCGACGGCGCUGCGCCAGCCCGACUCGUUCGACGGCCCGGCGGCGCUCCCGCCGUACCCGGGCCUCAUGGGCUUGUGGGACUGGGCCGCCGAGGUCAAGCGCACGCUCGUGCUCGCGCUCGAGGCCGAGGUGCGCGCCGCCGAGGACGCGGCCCGCACCGAGACGGUCCAGGGCGUGCACACGGUCGUCGACGAGCUCGGCGACCGGUACCUCCCCGAGGAGGCGCACGCGCUCGCCCAGCUGUCGACCGACGAGCAGCGCGAGGUGCGCAAGGAGCGCACGUUCCGCCCCGAGGUCAUGUUUGCCAAGCGGCGUCGGGGCGUCGGCCGGCUCGCGGCGCGCGGCGGUGCGACCGGGCUCGGACUCGGCAGCGCCGGGCUCGGCGUCACCUGGACGGCGGGCGACUUUGACGUGUCGUUCGUCGACCUGUUUGACCUCGAGCGCAUGGUCGGGCACGGCAACGCGCUGCGGGGCGGCCGCAAGGCGCACACCAAGCUCCUCGAGGACGACGUCGUCGAGAAGGGGACCGUCAUCGGCCUUGGGCUCGGCAGCAUCGGCAUGGUCGGGUCGCGCAUCAUCGGCAUCAAGGGCACGAUGGGCAGCGUGACGCGCAUCAUCGAGAUGCUCGGGUCCAAGUCGGCGCGCAAGUGGGCCGGCCCCGUCAUUGGCGUCCUCACGGUCGGCCUCGUCGCGUACGUCAUCGUCGACCUCCCUCGCGCCAUCCCUCGCAACAUCGGCCGCAAGCUGGCCCUCUCGCUCUCGGCUCCCGACGCCUCGGCAACCUCGUCGUCGAGCACGCCCUCGUCUCAGCCGGCGUCGUUCGCGUCGGCGCACAGCGACCGCAUCGCGCGCGAGGUGCGCAAGGUGCUGCGCCUCGCCGGGUGGGACCUGCGCGAGCGGUUCCGCGCCGCGCUCGACAAGGCGGCCGGCGAGCGCCGCGAGGUCGAGGGCGUCGUCAAGCGCGCCGAGGGCGCGCUCGCGUUCCUCGAGGAGUUCGAGGGCAAGGUCGCCAAGCGCGACGAGGCGGUCAAGCUCGUCGAGCUCUGAGCGGCCUGAGCGGCGUGUACUUGUGCUUCCUUUCCUCUUCCUCCCCUCUCUACUUCCUGUUCCUGCGCCUCGUCGCCCCCUCCCCUAGCAGUGCCCUCUCCCUUCCUCCCUCUCGUUGUUACCCCUCGACCUGUCUCUCUCUCCCUUUCUCUCCUCCCUUCUCUCUCUCUCUC